GCCUAGAGCGCUCUGAUGGACAGGAAGCUGCACCUCUCAGAGGACAUCAGUGGGAAGUCGUUAGCCGGACCCAGUAGGGGCGUGCUGGAAGGUUUGACGAGCAGCGAAAAGAGCCUAUCAGAGCCCGGCCCAGCAUGGCGGCGCCCAGCGAGUAGGGAGCCGGCGAUGGCAGGCCAGGGGGUCUGGCUGCGAGCCCGGGAGCGGCUGCGGCGCUUCCCCGAGCUGCUGGCGGGAUGUCGGGACCAGGCAGCGGCCUACGGCAGGUGUGUAGCUGCGACGACAAAGGACCAUGCCGAGCUGCGGAAGGAUGUGUGCAGGAAGGAGUUUGAGGCCCUGAAGCAGUGCUUCACACAGGCAGCAAAGACGACAAUGAAGUGAAGGCAUUGGUAACAAUGCAGGGGACUGGAAUCUAGAUUUACAGUCCUGACUGGUGUCUGUCCAGCUGUAAUCAGAUAGUUCCAGGACAGAAGAAUUUGCAUAAUCUAUAAUUAAAUCAGAAGGAAAUGGGAGCCUAAAAAUGGAACACUCAGUUCUAUUUCAUGCAACCUCCUCCCCCAGCUGUUUCAAACAAUGUAUGGUAAUAAAUGUUUGGAAACUUUUUAAAUAAAACUCCAAAAUCC
This is a messenger RNA of Gopherus flavomarginatus (Mexican gopher tortoise), 620 nucleotides long. It is a transcript of the gene NDUFAF8, whose product is annotated as NADH:ubiquinone oxidoreductase complex assembly factor 8. The transcript is spliced from 3 exons. Gene Ontology annotation, biological process: mitochondrial respiratory chain complex I assembly. Gene Ontology annotation, cellular component: mitochondrion. The record is from RefSeq and is a predicted model, not a curated record. Bases 16 to 378 code for a protein of 120 amino acids. NCBI's taxonomy places the organism in Eukaryota, Metazoa, Chordata, Testudines, Testudinidae.